This is a messenger RNA of Chelmon rostratus (copperband butterflyfish), 16224 nucleotides long. RefSeq names its product microtubule-associated protein 1Ab (gene map1ab). The transcript has 7 exons. Gene Ontology annotation, molecular function: actin binding; microtubule binding. Gene Ontology annotation, biological process: axonogenesis; regulation of microtubule depolymerization; microtubule cytoskeleton organization. NCBI's taxonomy places the organism in Eukaryota, Metazoa, Chordata, Actinopteri, Chaetodontiformes, Chaetodontidae. Bases 1 to 13005 code for a protein of 4334 amino acids. The record is from RefSeq and is a predicted model, not a curated record. Gene Ontology annotation, cellular component: neuronal cell body; microtubule associated complex; dendrite.
AUGGCGAUGGAGUCAGCCUCGGCGUCGGCUCCGGGGGUUGUUGCCAUGGAGAUCCCGGUGCGAGGUGCGCUCCCGGUGGUGGAGGAAGACGAGGGUUACAGCGCGCCGCCGCCGGGGUCCGAGGAGCGACUUCGGUACCGUCGAGGAGGAGGGAGACGGCGGCGAGGGGUGCCGUUCAACCGGGGCGGCUAUUACAUGCUGAUAGUGAUCGGGGAGAUCGGCACGGAGCACCAGCUGGACAACGCCAAGGCGCAGAUACAGCGAGGAAUUCGAUCCUGGGACGUCGACCUCAAGUGCUGCGACCUUGAUCAGCAGCUGCAGCUGUUUAUAACUCGUCACUCCGCCCACUUCUCCUCCGAGGUCAGAGGACAAAGAACUCUCCACCACAGAAGUGAUGUCCUAGAGACUGUGGUGCUUGUCAACCCUUCAGAAGACACUGUCGUAUCAGAGAUCCAGUCUCUAGUCACAGACUCAGCAGGACACAAGCUUCUGGUCUUAAGUGGCCAGGGCUCAGAUCACGGUGGCCUUCUUCUUCAAACUGGGGUUUUCACCUACCAGACCUUUUCACGUGUCUUUGCUGAUCCUGGGGUCAGUGCAUUACUGGGCACAACAGCCCCCAAGCAGCAGGCUACACUUACUGUGUCCUGCCGCGGGGAGGUGGGCUGGAGCUCCCUGGGACAGCAGCAGACCCUGCGGGAGUUUCUGGAAUACAAACUAAACCCUGAGCCUGUUCUUCUCAAGAUGGAGGGCGUCACAGAGUUCACAGAGUAUAUCUCUGAGACGGUCGACGUCCCUUCACCUUUUGACCUCCUGGAGCCACCCACCUCCGGAGGCUUCCUGAAACUGUCCAAGCCAUGUUGCUACAUCUUUCCUGGUGGACGAGGAGACUCUGCUCUCUUUGCUGUGAAUGGCUUCAACAUCUUAGUGGAUGGAGGCUCUGAGCGAAAAUCAUGCUUCUGGAAGCUGGUUCGUCACCUGGACCGCAUUGACUCAAUUCUACUCACACACAUCGGUGCUGACAAUCUCCCAGGUAUCAAUGGGCUGCUUCAUAGGAAGAUAGCAGAACAGGAGGAGGAGCAGUCUCAAGGCUCCACCAACUAUAGUGACUGGAUGAAGAACCUGAUCUCUCCUGAGCUAGGUGUGGUAUUCUUCAACGUGCCAGAGAAGCUCCGAAUGCCAGAAUCUAAUCUUAAAGUGAAACGCAGCAUCGAAGAGGCCUCGCUGACUCUGCAGUACCUUAACAAACUAGGAAUCAAGCCGGAGCCUCUCUGCCGAGUUGUCAGCAACACCAUUGAGCCCAUUACUCUGUUCCACAAGAUGGGUGUGGGCAGGUUAGACAUGUAUAUUCUCAACCCUGUCAAAGACAGUAAAGAGAUGCAAUUUUUAAUGCAGAAGUGGGCUGGCAACAGCAAAGCCAAAACUGGCAUUGUGCUGCCCAAUGGGAAAGAAGGAGAAAUAUCUGUGCCCUACCUGACAUCAGUUACAGCCUUAGUGGUCUGGCUCCCUGCCAACCCUGCAGAAAAGAUCGUCCGAGUGCUGUUCCCUGGGAAUGCACCACAAAACAAGAUCCUAGAGGGGCUGGAAAAAUUAAAACACCUUGACUUCUUGCGCUAUCCUGUCGCCACACAAAAGGACAUUGCCUCAGGAGCACCGCCCUCUGUUAUAAAACAAACCAAGUUAAAACAAAGAACAGAUAGCAAAGAGAGCCUCAAGUCCUCCCCAAAGACUACUGCAAAGGCCUCAAAGAAAGAAACUGAAGGACAAGAUGAUGUGUCAGCUGCCACAGAGGCAAAGAGUGACUCUGUAAAGGAAAAUAUAUCAGAAAAAAGAGAGGAGAAAAAGCAUACAAAAACUAUAAAAUCUAAAACUGAUGUGCCAGAAAAGAAAAAACUGUUAAAAGAAAAAUCCUUAAAAAAGCACCCCAAGGAAAGGGUGUCAAAAAUGGAUGAGAAAAAGGACAAGGAAAAGAAAGAGAUCAAGAAAGUAAAGAAAGAUGACUCUGCUAAAAAGGAUGAAAAGAAGGAUGUAAAGUCCAAAGAGGACAAAAAGAAAGACACAUCCAAACCCGAGCUGAGAAAAAUAACAAAGCCUGACCUGAAACCAUUUACACCAGAAGUCAGAAAGACUUUACAUAAAGCUAAAGUGUCGAGUAGAGCCAAGACGGGCAAAAUCAAAGCAGCAAAAGCUGAACCUGCUGAACCGAAGGCAGAAGAGCCAAAACCUGAAACUGUUCAACCUGAACCAAUAGAGAAUGGAGCUGUGGAGGGUAUAUCUGCUCCCUCAACUCCUGAAGACCUCACCAAGGAUUUUGAGGAACUGAAAAAAGCUGAAGUUGUAGCUGUUUCAGCAGAGCCACCAGACAGUAACAAGGUUUCAUUGGAGCAGACAGCACAAAGCCUUACCCAAGAGAAGCAGGAAGCACAAGAAACUAUAUCUGAAAUUCCACCUGCCACAAAGUCUCCAGAAAAGGAAGCCUCAGCCCCAGAGGCAGAAGUUGAAGACAAAGACAAGGAGUUGACACAAGAGAGAGAAAUGGAAGAGGCUCAGAAGUUUGAGGAUGAGGGAGCAGCAACUCAGGAUGAGGAAGAGGAAGAGGAGGAAGAAGAGGCCCCAACUGCUCCGAAGAAAACAGAAGAAGAGGAGGAAGAAGAUAUGGGAAUAGGUGAAGAGGAAGAUGAAUCGAAAUGGAAGGAGGCAAAAGACGAUGGGCUUGAUAGGAAACAUGAGAUAGAAGAAAUGGAGAAAUCAGAAAAUCUCUCAGCUAUGGUUGUGACAAAAGAGGAGCUACACAUGACUCCAUCUGAAGAGGAGGAGGAGGAGGCAGUGGAGAAAGCUGAACUGGAGGAGGUAGAAGAUUUAGAUGUAAUAGCGGAUGAAGAGAUCAAAGUCAAACCUGAAGACGCAGCUGAGGAGCAAACGGCCACUGAAAGCAAACCCGCUGAAAUUCUGACUGCAGCCAAAGAUGAAGAAGAAGAAGAAGAAGAAGAGGAGGAGGAGGGCUACCUGUCACAUGUUGGAGGGGCCACAGCUCCCAUAACCUCAGUAGCUCAAGGAGCAGCUGCAGCUGAACCCAUCUCCUACAUCCAAGACGAGACCAUCCCUGGCUACUCUGAGACAGAGCAGACCAUCUCCGAUGAGGAGAUUCACGAGGAGGCAGAGGAGAGGAUACCACACCUUCAGUACGACGUUGGUGCCUAUGACAUCUCUGUUCCAGAUCAGACUGAAUCGUUUGUAAACAUUCAUGGCAUGAGGGAGAUGCAAGCUGCAGCUAUGACCGAGAAAAGCUUUAUCCCAGGUGUGCAGGAGCAAGUAUCAGUGUUCACGAACAUCAUCACUGCUCCUCUAGCAGAAGAGGAGCAUGUGUCUUCUGCAACAUCCAUCACAGAGUAUGACAAAAUGUCCUCCUUCCCUACUUCUAUUGCCGAAGACCAAUCUGUGGCAUCUGUCGCAGCACCUCCAGCUGAGGAACCACCCAAAACCCCCGUUCCCCUGUCGACCCCACCUGACACUACUCAAGGCAAAGAACAGCCACUCUCUGCAGGAACUCUUUCACCGCCUUCUUUAGAAGAAGACAAACAAUCCAAGUCUCCAUCCGAUGACUUGCAACUUCCUGUUGCAGAAAUGAAGAUGGGGGCUAAAGCUCGCGAUGCUCCCGAUGAGGAGGAGGAAGAAGAGGAGGAGGAGGAAGAAGACCAAACUCCUAAUGUUGACAUUUCACUUGAAAAACUCCAAGAAGGCUAUGCUUCGUCCCAGUUAAUACAGGGUAAAGAGAAAGAUACUGAAAAGCUUCCAGGCUCAGUGUCUCCAGUUUUGAAGUCUAUACAAGACACCAAACCAGUCCACCUACCGGUUGAAGAGGAAAAUAUAGAUGCUGUUGCACCUAAAGAUAUUUCAUCUGUUGUGCCUACUAGACCUUUUGGAUCAGACUCAGUAACUUCAGAGAGUGAAGAGCGCUGCUACAGUCCGGAUGAUAUCACUGUGAAAAUGGCUUCUCCUCCACAAUCCGGACCACCCAGUGCAACUCACUCUCCACUUCGACAGUCACCAGUGGAAGACAAGAUGAAGGUCUUCCCUGAUUUGGAGUUGCAAAAGCAAGAUGAGCUCUUCGAUAUAGUCACAGCAACUGAAGACAAAACUAAAAAGGAAGAUGAAGCAGAAACAGAGACACGAGAAGAUGUUAACAGACAGAAAGCAGAGCCGCAUGAAAUUGAGGUUUCAACAUCUUUGGACAAAUCGUUUGAGAAGGAAAUGAAAGAGCCACCAGUGAUGAAGGAGCCAGAAAAAGACACUUCAUCAGUCUCAAAAGAUGAAGGAAAAAAGACAGAGACAAUCCCUGUUGUUGCUGCUACUUUAUCAGAAGUUCAGCCACCCGUGUUAGCGAGGGAUUCCCUCAUCUCAUCUGGAAAAAGUGAUGAGAAGGCCGAUGAAGGGCUCGAAGGGAAAGAACCUAAAGUACCUCUUCCAGGUAAAUUUCCAGAUGGUGAUAACAAGAAGGAUGAUGAUGAUGAUGAUCAUGAUGAUAAAUCUGCAGUUAAAUCUGUCAAGGUGGAACAGGAGAAAGAAAAAGAUGACACCUCCGAUGUCAUACAAUUCAAGGAUGAGCAGAAACAGAAAUCUGUCAUCCAGGAAGACAUUUCUGCUGUUAAGUCCAUCACGGAUGAGAAAGCAGAGACAGAGGCAGUAAAGGAUGAUACAUCUGAUAUUAAACCUAUCAAAGAAGAGCAAAUUGCGAAGGACGUUGUCACUGUUGACAGAGCCAUUAAAGAUGAAGAGAAAGAGCCUGAAAAAGACCACACUCCUGAAGUCAAAACUAUUAAAGAAGCAGAGCCAGAAAUUGCUGCCUCAGAGGCCAUACAAAUCAAAGAUGAGCAGAAGCAGAAAGAUAUAAAACCAGAGGAUGAUUUUGACCUCAAAACCAAAGGUCACGUUAUUGAGACAGAGGUUAAAAAGGAUGAUGUGUCUGAUAUUAAGAUUUUGAAAGAGGAGAAGGAAGUGACAGAGAAGGGUGAUUCUUUUGAUAUUAGCUCAAUAAAAACUGGAGAGAAAGAGACUGAAAAGGUCCAAGCCACAGAUAUCAAACCUGUUAAAGACGAGAUGGAGAAAGAGGCAAAGAAGGAUGUUGUGCACAUUGUUGAGCCUACUAAAGAUGAGAAGAAAAAGGAAACAGAAACAUCUGAUAUUAAAGUGAUAGAAGAUAAGAAAGAGGAGAAAGAGAUAGAUGGUUCUGAUACCAAGCCCUUUACAGAUGAGCAGAGGGAAAAGGAAAAAGAGAUGGGUGACAUCAUUGUUGCUAAACUCACCAAAGAGGAAGAAAUUAUUAGAAAGAGUGAUACAUCUGGUGUUACCAGGAAAGAAGAAAAGGGGCAAGAGAUUUGUAAAGAUGCUAUCUCAGCCAUCAGCCUCACUGGGGUGGAGGAAAAGGAUGUAACAGUGUGUAAAGAUGCAAAGUCGACCACAGAGCAAGAGAAAGAGACAAGUAAAGAUGAUAGUUCUGACACCAAACUCUCCAAGGAGCAGGAAAUAGAUAUGACAAAAAGGAAGGACGAUGGUUGCCUCUUCAAAUCUACUAUGGAAGAAGACAAGAGGGAGGACACAAGUAAAUAUGAUACUGCUGCUAUAAAACUUACUAAGGCAGAGGAAAAAGACAAACUCCCCAGUAAGGAAGAUACUUCUGCUGUUAAACCAACAGUUGUAGAAGAAAAGGAACAAGAGGAAGGUAAAGAUGAUACUGCUGCCAUUAAACUUAUCAAGAUGGAGGAAGAGCAUGUCCUAGUAUAUAAAGAUGAAGAUUUAUCUGCCACAUCAACCAAGGUAGAAGCAAAAGAGACAAUUAAGGAUGCUGUCGAUCCGGUCAUGGAGGAAGAAAAGGGGCAAGAGACAUAUAAAGAUAAAGAUGUCACUUCUGCUGUCAGAGCCGCCAAGAUAGAGGAAGAGGAUGUAAUGAGCGAAGGUAUUUCUGCUGUCAAAACAUCUGAGGACGAAACAAGCACAAAAGAUGACAUUUUGGUUGUUAAACCCACCACGCAAGAUGAAAAGGAGAAAGAAAUUAGUAGAGAUAUCUGUGCUGUCCAAUCAACGAUAAAAGAAGAAAAGGAGAAAGCUGUAGAUAAGGAGGAAACUUUAACUGUGAAACCAUCCAAGGAGGAAGAUGUGUCAACUCAGGAUGGCAUUGCUAUCAAAUCCAUCAAGGAAGAAAAAGAUACGGUUGCAAUUAGGGAUGAAAUUUCUGGUGAGAAACCAACCAAGGAGGAGGAAAGCAAGGACACUGCUAGUGUAAAACCCCUUACAGAAGAGGAGAAGAAGGUAGUUCAGGAGUUGAAAGAUGUUACACCUGAUGUAAAACUCCCAAAGGAGGAGUCAAAAGAAAUCCUGAAGGAUGAAAUUUGUGAGAAAGAAAUGAAGGUCAAAGAGGAAGAAAAAAGUGAUAUUACUGAUUCUGUAUCCAUUAAGGAGCAGAAGGAAAAAGACAUAGAUGACACCUCUGUUGUAACAACAAAGGAUGACAAAGCGUUGGAAAUUGGCAUUUCUGACAAACAGGUAAAAACACUGGAGGUUAAAGGAGAGGAGAAGGGAGACAUCUCCGACCACAAAACCAUUUUGGAGAAAAUUAAGGACGAAGAAACUGAACAAGAUGGCACAAAACAGGAGAAAGAACCAGACUCUAGUGUUGAGCAACCCAAGGGCAUGAACGACCAAGAGCCAUCUAAAGUAGAAACCAUCAAGGAGGAAAAGAAGGAAUCCAUCAAACAGGACACAGAGGAGAAGUCCACUCCAACGUUUAGCAUCAAAGAUGAGAAAAAAGGGAAAGAUGAUUAUCCUUUUGAGUCUGAAUCUAAGACAGAUGAUAAAAAAGAGGUGGAAAUUCCCCUGUCUCAGGCCUCGGAAGAAGAGAAAACUACAAAGGAUGAUAUUUGUGAUGUUAGUGAUACAAAUAUUCUUCAAGAAACCUCUGAUAAGCUUACUGAAACACAGAAAGAGAAGGAAACGUUUGGUGCUACAUCAACAGAAAUGCAGCAAGACACUUCUGUUACUACAUCAAGUGAAGUCCUGAAACAAGCGACAGAUGACAUUUGUGUAUCUCCCAGCCACAUCAAGGAGGAGAAAAAAGAACAAGACAAAGACGCAACGGUCAUUAUUAGUCAAGAAGAGAAGAUGGAGAAAGAAAAAGAUGACACACACGUUGCUGAACUGAGCAAAGAACAGAAAAUGGAAAAAGAACAAGAAAAAGAAUACACCUAUGGCACUGAGGACAUCAAAGAUGAAAAGACAAAACCAGAGGAGGAUGAAAAACUGGUUAAACAGAAGGAUGUUGCUGACACAAGGACAGAUGAGAUCACUGAGAAAGAAAAGUAUGACUCUUCUGACACAGACCACACCAAAGAGGAGAAGUGGGAGCGAGAGGAGUUACAAGAGAAAGACCUGGACAAAGCCAUUAAACAGCCCACACAAACAGUAUUAGGAGAAGCAGCGACAGCAUCCAAGUUGGAUUACAAACCUGCAUUUGUGGUUCAGUCCUCCGAUGAAGACAGGGAAGAUGAAGAGGAGGAGGACAUUUGUAUGGGAGGAGCUGGUUCCAGACCUUUGUCAGUUGAGCCAAGAAAAUCAGACCAUGACAUCUCCUCUGCAGGUCUGCCUUUAUCCCAAACCCCACAGACGAGUGACCAAAGUAAACCACCAAUAACAGAACAGACUACGGUGAUCAUACCAACACUUACAAUGCAGGAGCCCUCUAUUGAUGAAGACAUGAAAGAGCUUGGCAAAGAAGAAUCCAGACUUUCACCUCAAGAGGGCACAGACGUUGUGAAAGCAGAAACCACACCUGCACCACUUGCCAAACCAGAGCCCUCCUUUGAUAUUGUCAUAUCAAAGGAGGAGAUGACCUCUAUUCCAAAACAAGAAACAGCUUCUGAUAUCCCAGCAGCUAAAGCAGAACCGAUGUCAGACUCAACUGAUAAAACGCCUGUGCUGUCAACAGUGUCAAGCACUGACAGUCAACCCAGGAGCUGUACACUGUCGAGCACUGAGAGCCAGUCCAGUGUGGAUGAAACACCACAACAAGAGAAACAGAUACCAUCUCAGACAAGUUCAGGAGUCAGUUCUACAGAAAAGACAAAGCUGGAUGAGAAACCAGGAAAGGAAGCAGAGAGAGAGAGGGAAGGAGAGCGAGAGUUGGCUUCUCCAGGAUUAUCACAGCCUUGUUCAUAUUUUAUGUUGGACAAAGAUUCUGAGGACUCCAGCCACACUGAAGUGGUAAAAUCAGACACUGCAAAAAUGGAGAGUGUAAAUAAAAUGACCUCAGAGAAGGAAGUGGUCAGUGGAGGUCUCGGAGAUGAAAAACAAACUUUUGGUGCGUCCAAAUAUGAUCCGUAUGAAAAGCCCAUUCCAAAGGAUCAUGACCUGGACUCCAGAGAAGAAAGUGAGGUUUCUUUAGGUUUUGAGCAAGCCUCUGAUAUGGGUAUUGAUGAUAACAGACGAACAAGCCAGACAGAGGCUGGAGGAGCCAUGUUCCUCCUGGAUGAUCAGUACAAAGAAGAGCCUCUGUCCUUUAGUAGAGUUGACUACAGCCCAGUGUCCCUCACAGAGAGUGAAAGGAGUAGCCACCACAGCCGAAGUGCCUCGCCUAAAUAUGAAGACAGAGAGAAAGGCCAAGAGGAAGAGAGGGAGAGAGAAGAAAGACCAGAUACACCUUGUGUUGACAAGAGCUUUACAGCCAUGGAAAUGCAGGAUAACAAAAUGUCCCAGGCUGCUGAGUGUUAUUCUUUCAGCCCAAAAGAGGACAAACCUGAGAAAUCAGAGAAAGAGAAAGAAGAUAUGAUGGAAGGUGCUGCAGCAGCUGUUCAAACAGUGCCAACAGGAGAAAGUGAUAAGGUUUCUACUAGUGCGGCUGUUCAAUCCACAAGUCCAUCAUCAAGACAAGAAACGCCCUCUCCAUCAUGGAGCCAAUCAGAUCUUGGUCCCCAAGUUGAAGCUGCUCCUGUAGCUUUUGAAGAAUUCACAGAAACGAGAACAACUGAAAAAGAUAAAGAAAAAUCUGCUGAGUCGCUCAAACACAAAACAGAGUUCUCUGAUCAUGAAAGACAAGGCUCUCCAUCCGGUCGACAUUCGCCUGCAGAAAAAGACAUUAUACCUCAGCAAGCAUCACUUUUAGAGAAAGAGGAAACUUCACGUGAUUCAAGGACUGCACCUGCCACCACAUUUUUAGGACAUGAAAUAGAUGAUAAUGUUUUGGCGUCUGACAAUAGUCAAAUUAGCAGCUCUGCCACUUGUAAAUCCAUGUUAGACUUCCCUGAAGGAAAAGAGAGCCUGAUAGACAAAAGGUUACUUGUAGAGGGGGAAGAUUUCAAUGUUGAUGAUGAUGAAGAUGAGGAGGAGGAUGAGGAGGAGGAAGAAGAGGAGGAGUUAAGUGAUAUAGAUAUGGAAAAGGGUGCCAGAGAACAGUCUGAAAAAGAAAUGUGCAGACGUAGCUCUGAUGAUAGUGCUACGUUAGCAGAGGGAGAGGACUCAAAUAAAAAGUCUCAGUUGCCUGAAUCAAGCUUCCUUAAAGAGGAAAAAGUCUGUAAACCAACACCUGAUGAUGCCUCAGCUUCUAAAGUCACAGAGACAUACAAAGAGGACACGAGUAAAAAACCUCCAUCUCCUGAAACAAAACCACUCAAAGAAGAUGAUACAGCUGGUGAUACAGCCACAUCCAAACUUCCUGAGACAAAGAGUGAAGAUGUAGGUAAAACAACCACAUCACCAGACUCAGGUGCUCUCAAAAAGGACGAAAGCUCUUUUACUACAUCAGAUGCCGCAAAACCUCCUGAAACACAGAAAGCAGAGGACACAGACAAAAAGCACUUGUCUCCUGAACCAACCACAAAGAGAAGGUUGUCAUCAGCAGAGGAUUUUACCUCCUCUGAGGUACUAGACUCAAGAAAAGGAGAAGAAGACAAAGUGUCGCCACCAAGUUUUUUGACAAAGGAAACUUAUCAACCAAUGUCCACAAGCAGCUUGACAGGCAGCUUUUUGCCACCUGACCAUUCAGAAACCACAUCCAAGACUACGUCUAGUCCCUCCCCUCCGCUAAGAGGCAGCUAUGCCGAUAUUGGACAGAGCAGAUCUGGAGGCUAUUCUGAGCAUUUCUAUAGUGAGGAGAGUCAGGUAGAAUUGAAGGAGGAUAAGAAAGAAACCUUUGUGCUCUCAGAUGCAUCCCAGCUAUCCAAGCUCAGUGAAGAUAAAUAUUGCAGCCAACAAGACAUCCAAGGCGAAAGUCUGGAUGAGAGGCAGACCACAGAUAUCACCACAAAGCAUGAGGAAACUUCCUCAUCAUCUUGCACAUACACCUCCUUAACAUACUCUUCUUCAACAUAUUCCUCCACAUCGUAUAGUUACUCAUCCUCAGCCUCAACUUCUGCGCCUUUGAGCCAACGGUUGGGAGACAAAGGUGAAACUUCCACAACACUAUCAAUCUCUGAACUAAGUACAGCCAAAGAGGAGCCAUCCUUCAGGAAAGAGUCUACAAGCCCCUGCUUUGGAGGGUUUCAGAGAGAUGAGUACAUGGAGGUGACGACAAAACCUGCAACAAAAGUGUCUAUACCUAGCCAGUUUGAUGAGACCAAACCAUCAUCUCCAGUCUUUUCCACCACUGCCAAACAGACUGAGGAUCAAAGUGGUUCUGCAAAGCCUGAAACGGACACAAAGUCAAGCACUGACAGUUUCUAUAUGCUUGAAACUAAGAUUACAACAUCCUCCGCGGUACCAUCUCUACAAAGUACCGAACCAGUAAAGGUGUCAGAGAGCUUAUCCACAUCUGAGGCUUGCUUUGAUGUCUCUCCCCUCCAGAGGGCUGAUUCCUCUGAAAGGGUGUCCCAAGGGUCAGCAGAAGACGAGCCUGAUACACUUGAAAUGGAGGACAGCACCCUACCAUGUCGUAUUGAAUGUCAAAAAAUCAAAGUUGCUGAGCAAAAAGAAAGUUUUUCAUCAAUAACUGAGUCAUAUGUGGUAGAGAGUACCACACACUCCACAGAGACGAAGACAGUCACUAUCACCUCUUCUUCUGUUGUGUCCAAACCUGAUGUGGUAAUGGAAACAACUCAACAGACAGCCUCAGUUACUCCACUGAGUGAUAGUGGAGCUAGCAAAACCACAUGUGCCACAACAGAUGUGUCCAAAACGGAGGAAGAUAAAGAGAAAAAGGAGAAAACACCAAAGGUAAAAGAGGAGAAGACAAGCGGAGCUGUUGCACCUCUUGAGGAAGAUGCAAAGGUGUCUGAAAAAGAAACAAAAGAAAAAGAUGAAAAGACAGAGACUCCGAAAGACAGUGAAGUCAAACAGAAAACAGAGGAUAAAAAAUUGGAGGAAAAGACUUCUAAAGAUGGUUCAGAGGAGAAGAAGGAAGCAUCUGAUCCAAAAGUGUGUGAAAAAGCAGAAGAGGGUAAGGAAGAAGAGUUAGAAAGAGUAGAGGAGAAAAGCUUGUUGGAAAAGCCAUCAGAGAGAUUAGAGAUCAGGAGAAAGAGCAGUAUAUCUGAUUGGGAGCUACUACAGAGGCCUGAUGACUGCCCAAGUGCCCCUCCACCAGGUUAUGGUGAUGAGGAUGAAGAGGAUGAGGAAGCAAUGGAAGCAAUGGAAUGGAUGGCCAGUGUCCAUGGUACAUCUAUGUCCUCCACAAAAGAUACCUAUCACACAGAAACAUCUGCAAAGGCUGAUCGUCCCUCUGAUUUGGACACUGGAGCCACGUCCUCCUCGGCCUCCCACCCAGGCUACUCCUCCUGUGAAUAUAAACAUCGCAAAGGCGAACUUUCUCCAUCAUUCAUCAACCCGAGCCCGCAUCAGCUCUCCAGUGAUGAGGGCGAGGGCGAGGAGAACGGCCAUAGCGACCACUCCCAGGAAGGGGACGAGGAUGAUCAGGAGCAACACUCUGUGAAAAGGAGGUCACACAAGCAGAGGCGCCACCAUGCUCCAAGUUACCAUGGAGACACUGGACAGGGGUCACACCAGCUGCCCGGUGCCACGUCAUCUGGUUUGGCUGUGACGUUAGCAGGAGAGGAAACGCCUCCGACAUCAGUGAGCGAGUCUUUGCCUUCGCAGUCUGACUCUGACGUGCCUCCAGAAACUGAGGAGUGUCCGUCCAUAACAGCUGAAGGAAAUCUGGAUUCGGAUGAAGACGCUGAACAUCUGCCGGUGGACAAAUUAUCUGCAUCUGGAGGUGGAGGGGGUCAUCAUCCUCCAUCACCAAGGUCAGCUCAGAAGUCUCAUGAUCCCCUCCCUACCCCGAUGAAGGACCCUCUUCCUCACCCUCCCCACCCAGAUGUGUGCAUGGUAGACCCAGAGGCUCUUCUCAAUGACCACAGCAGCACAGAGAAACUUCUUAAGAAGGAGCACAAGACCACCAAGGGCCUCAGGAAGGGAAAACCCAAGUCGGCCUCCCCCGCUCGUAAGGGGGAAGUCAGGAAGAGGUCCUCUACUCCAGUGAAGCAGACUUCCAAGGACUCUGCCUCCCCUCGAUCAGCCUCCCUCAGGAGGAAGGACACAGACAGAAGCUCCAGGCUGAUCAAGAUGUCUGAGACCCAAGGCUCCAGGAUUGAGAUCCUCAAUCCGGGGAAAGGCUUGGUCAAUGGUGUCAAGAGCAGUUCAGUAAACAACUCCCAGAAAACUAGCUCGGCCGUCCCCCCGGGCCCGCCCGUCUACGUCGACCUGGCUUAUGUGCCCAACCACUGCAGUGCCAAGAACGUGGACCAGGAAUUCUUCAAGAGAGUGCGAGCCGCGUACUACGUGGUGAGCGGGAACGACCCGAGCAGCGGCGAGCCCAGCCGCGGAGUCCUGGACGCCCUGCUGGAGGGCAAAGCUCAGUGGGGCUCCAAUUUACAGGUGACUCUGAUCCCGACCCACGACACGGAGGUGACCCGGGACUGGUACCAGCAGACCCACGAGAGGCAGCAGGAUCUGAACAUCAUGGUUCUGGCCUCCAGCAGCACCGUAGUGAUGCAGGACGAGUCCUUCCCUGCCUGCAAGAUUGAGUUCUGAGCUUGACGAGCCCCGCUGUGCUCUCCCCUCUCAUCCUCCCCCUCCCUGUCAUCUGUUCUCACUGGAGGUAGAGCGAGAGCGAACAGCGCUUCUUCAAAGCUUCUCGCUCUCUCAUGGUACCAGUCUCAAACACAUUUGCUGCAGCCCUCAAUACGCUAGAUUCUGUAAGCUGCAAUCAAAGUCCAAACUCUGGGUUUAUGCUCUGUGUGACAGUGGGGUUAUCACGCAAAUAAUAACAUACUUUCACGUUUGCUUUCUUCUGUGGGUUAAUCACAGAAGACCCCCACUCUGUGAUUAACAAGUCAAAUAAUUUUCAAUAAUAUCAUCACAGUUAACAGCUUUAUUUGCCUCAUAUCUAACAGAGAAAUUGACAUUAUUAUCCCACAAAUAUGUAACGCCACAGUUAAAUUAAAGAUGAGAAAGGAAUUGUUUUUAAACUGUUGGCUCACAUCACAAUUAACUUGGAAAUGUUAUACUUCCAAGUGGCAAAUUUCUUGUCCAAAGGGCCAAAACAAGUGCCAAAAAACAAAAUUCUCAUCAGUCAACGUCUCCAAAAUAUCUCCGAAAUUAAUCAGCGAUCAGUAAUUUGUUUAGAUUGUAUGCACAGUGUUUUUAGAAAUGUCUUAAUUUGAAGCUAUCUUUUCCAUCUGUGCACAUGACAAAACUCAUCCUUUGCAAUUCUGCUCACGCUACAGUAGUUUUUGGACUAACUCAAUAAUGACAUAAAUUGAUGUUCUGUAUUAAAAAAAAAAAAAGUUCCUUCUUGUCAUUUGUGGUGAAGUUUUAGGAGGUGCCUGAAGUUGACACUGUUUCGGCUUUCACAGCUUCGCUGGUGCAUGAUGCUUGCGUUUUUAGCUCGGACUCUUUCAGAACUGCAUAGGGUUAAUCCUUUCUUUAGCCGGCCUUCAAGUGUGGAAUGCAGUAUAGUGUAGAUAGGUUACUACACUGUUUGGCCAUCUAUGCUCAAGUGAAUUCAAUAGGCGCCAGGCAAAGGAACGAUGUUUGUACACUAAUCAUAUCUCUGCUGGAUGUAAUGGCUCCUCUUUAAGUCUUUAUCAUGGUCUUUGUUGGUUGUAUGUACUCCAGUAUACAUAUAGGAUAAAUGUUUCUAUAUCAAUACAGAGGUUAUGUUACAUAAAUGAUAUAUUUUGUGAUGAUGCAGCAAAUUAUGAUCUGCGGUGAAUGCAGCGUUUUUGAUCACGCAUUUAAGAAGAAGAAGGUUUAAUUAACAUUUCUGUCAUUUCCUCCUGUUCAGCUCCAUUUUACCGUCUCUGUCAAUAUCACAAAGCGAUGGACAAAACAAGCAGUGACCUGUGACAAAUGUAGCAAAGGAAGCUUGUGCGCUAGUCCCUUCACAGGGAAGGUUACGCCAGUGGGAACUGCAAUAUUUAUAUUUAUUAUUGGGGUAAUUUUUCAGGAAAUAAUAAUGUGAAGUGUGUUACAGGAGGCUUCUCUCAUGUGCCUUUAGCUUGUGGUUUGGGAGAGAGGGGAGUAUUUUAAGGACAUGUCAGCCUUUUUGAAGCAGAGCCAGAAACCAGGGUAAAAUCCAAGAAACCAAGUACACAACUUUGAAAUAGAGGACCAAUCAGUUCAUACAGCACACGCACAAACCUUAUCCACACCCAGGAUACUCUGAAAUAGCACGCCUACAUGGAAAUCAACCUUCUAAUCCAAAUAAGCGUUAAUUCCACAUUCUGAAACGCCACUUAGCCAAACCAGUAUGAAUGUCGCAGAGCGAAGUGUUGCACCAAAUAGGAACGUACUGACGUGGGGUUUUUGUUUGCGGGUGAAGCACAGAGAGUAGCAGAAAAUAACGUUUCAGUGUGAUAUAAUGACCGAAUCUUAACCCCAGAGUGAUGUUUAUAGAACGAGCAUGAAUGUGAUGCUUAUGAUUGCACUAGACGCAGUUAUAGAGGAAUGCCUCUGGAGUAGUCCUGUGUGUGUGUGUGUGUGUGUGAGCAUACGAUACACACCGAGUAGCAGUUUUUGUAAGGCAGCGUAGUUUGUUUCUGACGGUGACGUGGCGAGUGAGUUUUCCGUGGGUUCCGUAUGAAAGGUCUUUCUGCUUGUUCAAGGCCAGAUUGGAGAGACGCUCGCGUUAAAUUUACAUGAACUUUUUAUUUCUUCUUUUAGGCCCGAAUUCUCCCAAUGUGUGCUGAGAAGCAAGCAAAUUCUGAUUAUUUGUUUACAUUAAUUUUUUGUCUGUGUAGGAAGUCGGCUCGUGCAGACACGGCUCAUCGCACGCUUGUGAUUUUUGUUGUUGUGAGGACUGAUUUGAGGCGAGUGGACAGGCCAGGCUGGGCCAGGCGUGAGGGGGUGUGGAUGUCCACAAAGGACUUUGUUUGAGCUAUUGAUGACAGAUUGACUGUCAGGAGGAUGUUGCCAACUAAACGCAGGGAGGAUCCUCUGCUUGCACCGUCUUAACUUCACUCACAUUCUUUCCCCUCAACCUGAUCUGGAACAAACUCUGCAGAAGGCUUGAGCCUGUUGUCAGCUUGUGCUGGCCUGGGACCAGUGCCAUAUCCUCUCCCUGUAAAACUCUCACAGUACCUUAUACCUCAUCUUCCACAGCCUCCCUCCUCUUCGCUCUGCCUGGCCUCCCUUUAGCUCCUCUUUAUACUUGUCCGUCAUGUGUAAGAGGCAGACAUAGCUUAUCCCACUCGGGAGAAUCUGAGUUUGAUGCAAGUUAUGUGUAUUAAACAGCUGGGCAUGCACGAGUAGACACACACACACACGCACACACCCUACUGUGGAGGGAGUUGAUUGCCUGAAGACCACAUUAAGACGUGCACACUGAGGGGACGGUGAAGGUUCCCGUGAAAACAGUUCAUGCCUAAUUGUUUGCGAGCCAAUCGAUCAAGCAAAAAGUCCUCCUCACCCCGUCUUCUGCUGUCUAGAAAUGUGUCCACAAGCCAGUGAGAAGCUUUCCAAUGCAUGGAUCAGGUUUCGUGGAUGGUCUGACAUGCUGUACUGUCUUUGAAUGAUGUUUUUAAGUUGGCAGAUUCCAAAUACCCGGCCUUGAGACUUUCAAGGCAUCAGUAAGAACGCUGUGAAUCACUCAAUACUGAACUGUGUGACUAUACAGAAGCUGAAUGCACUAUACCGGAGAUCUAUUUUUCUGAAUGUAGAGUUGGUACUACCAUGCGAAUGCUGCUGGAUCAAAAACAAUACACAAAAAAAAAAAAAAGAAAAAAAAAAAAAAAACAACCUUUGCACCAA